AUGGCACACGCCGUGCUUGUUUUCGCCGUGUUCCUGCUGGCAGCCGCAACUCAAACACAGGCCUACGUCAACUGCUGGGACUGCCCCUUCAAGUUCAAGUGCCCAAAUCGGCAAGGCCUGGCUGCAUUGACAUCAAUCCACUCGAAUCGACGCGAGGAUCGUCGCUGGAACUUUGCUUGCGCAUCCGCUGGCGUUGGCACAACCGGCCAAACGUCAAGGUCUGGCGGCCUCGAUUUCAACCAGUUCGAUCGGCCCCUGUCCUUCACUUGCCCAGAAGACUACUACCUCACCACCCUUGAGUCAGCGCAUUCAAACAACAAGGAAGACAGGGUGUGGAGGUUUGAGUGCAGAAAGAUCGCAAACGCAUACCUCAGGGGUUGCUCCACCACGGGUUACCUCAACGGCUUUGAUCAACCCCUCAACUACAUCGCAAGCAACGAUCGCAUCAUCACCGGCCUGCACUCCUAUCACAACAACCGCAAGGAAGACCGUCGCUGGAAAGUGUCCACGUGCAAGGUGGAGUGCGAUCUCAACAGCAACUACAUCACCCGCCGCGACCGCACUUGCGACACCAUCAGCGAGAGUACGCUGUCUCAAGGCACGUACGUCAAUGACUUCCAAAGCCCGUUUUACGUCACAUGCCCCGACAACACCGGCAUGUAUGAAGUUCGCAGCUAUCACGACAACAACCAGGCAGACAGGAGGUGGCGGUACUAUUGUGACACAAUUGGUGGUCCGACUGCGGGCAGCAAGACCGGAUGGAGCUCUGCCGAUUACUCUCGCCUUGGCCUGCGCCACACCUUCUCGUGUCCAGACAACACAUACAUGCGCGGGAUGAAGUCUACUUUCGUUGCUGACGCAAACGACCGCGUGUUCAGCUAUCAGUGCCAAGCCAUCUCAUCCGCUACCCUUACAAACUGCAUCACGCAGCCAUUCCAGAAUAUCUUCGACAACGCGCUCACCUUCAACGCUGGCACAAAGAGAGUCAUCACAGGCAUCCUUUCGGACUACCUCGCGUCAGCAAUGGACCGCACGUUCCACAUUCGAACCUGCCAAGUCUCGUGUGCCACGGACUACGUGUCGGACGGCGUCAAACCAUGUUCUGCCCUGUCUUUGACGCGUGGCAGCCUUUCCGGCGACUGCCAAGGCUACCCAGGCGACGUGUGCUCGUACAGCAGCUGCAAUGAGGGCUAUGUCUUGUCUUCCACCGGUGUCACCCGCACGUGCCAGGAUUCUGGCUCCUGGACAAACAGCGCUGCCACGUGUCAGCGGGUCACCUGCGGUUCGCUGUCCCUCUCCCACGGCACCCUCUCCGGCAGUUGCAGCGGCGACUACGGCGAGACAUGCACUUUUUCGCGGUGUGAUGAUGGAUAUGCCCCGACGUCUGGCUCGACAUCCCGCACAUGUGGUUACAACGGCUGGUCUGGAUCCGCCAUCAGCUGCGAACCCGUGUCCUGCCCAUCCCUCUCCAUCAGCAACGGCGCCACCAGUGGCUCGUGCAACGGCGACUACGCGAUUGAUUGUGGAUCACUGAGCUUGUCCAACGGGCAGCUGGCUGGCGGCUGCAGCGGCUCUUACGGCGAUGCAUGCACGUACGACUCGUGCAAUACCAACUACGAGCUCUCCGAGGAUGGUGAUGCAACGCGCGUGUGUCAGCAGGACGGCAACGACGGCGUUUGGACUGGCACUGCCAAGACCUGCGAACGCAUCAAGUGCCCAACGCUGACCGUGGCCAAUGGCGCUGUCAGCGGCGACUGUGAUGGCCUGUCAGUUGGAGACGAGUGCACCGUGUCCUCGUGCGACUCUGGGUACUGGUUCUCUGACAGCGGCAGCAGGACGGUCACGUGCACAGAAGUCAACGGCGAGCGCAUGUGGUCCGGAUCUCUCAACACAUGCGAAGCUGUGACGUGUAUGGCGCUGUCGCUGAAUCAUGGCUCCGUGUCUGGCUCGUGCUCCGGCACUGUCGGCGACCAGUGCACGUAUUCGGGCUGUGACGACGGCUUCCUGCUGUCGUCUGAAGGCACAACAACGCGCACAUGUACUCAGAACGAAGACACCGCAAGCUGGAGCGGCGACGCCAAGAGCUGCUUCGAACUGCUGGAAGGGGCGUCGGGGGAGACGUUCACGCUCUCUUGCGCUUCCGGCCAGGGCUUUGUUGGCGUCACCUCAGAUGCCCAAAACUCGGCUGUGGGAGACCGCCGCGACUGGGGCUUUGCCUGUGAUGAUGUUGGCAGCAACGACGCCAACCGUGUGUGGAACAUGCACGAGGAGAUCAACUCUGCUCGCGGCAGCUUUGACUUCACCUGCCCUCAUGACUCAUACUACAUCUCUGGUGUGACGACAUCAUACCUUGACAGCCCCAACGACCGCCUGUGGGGGUUCCAGUGCUCGCUCAUCUUUGGCGCCACACUCGGCAACUGCCAGCUCAGCAGCUCUUACAGCGCCAGCACCUUCAACUUUGACUACGCCGUCCCCACGGGACACGUGCUUGUCGGUGUCAAGUCGUCGUACUCCACAUCCUCUGGCUCCCGCUCCUUCCAGUUUAGGACCUGCGAGGUCCAGUGUAGGACUGGACAGGAAUACUUUUCCACUGGUGGUGCAGAGUGCCAGCGUGUUGGCUGUGGAGCGCUGACGCUGGAGAAUGGCGCUGUGUCGGGUUCCUGCGAUGGCAACAUCGGCGAUCAAUGCGACUACGAGCAGUGCAACGGCGGCUACACGCUCUCAGAGAGCGGCAGUUCCCAGCGCGAGUGCGUUGUGGUCAAUGACAAGCCACAGUGGUCGGGCCAGGCCAAGACGUGUGAACGCGUGACAACGACGACCGCCGAGCCAACAACGCUGGAUGUGUGCAGCGUGUACAAGACUGCGCCCAACCCAACAACGUGCCGCUCACAAUGCGACUACUACGACAGAGGCGAUGCAACCUUCAGCAAGUCUUACGGCGAAUGCUCCAACGUGUGCACGUGCGGGUGCCGACGUCGCUUCAAGAUCACCAAGACGGAGGAGCGGUGCAGUGCACACUGUGCAGACCAGGGUCUGGCCGCUGCGUUCCGCGACAUGCACCUUGGCUGCCGAAAGGUGUGCCUGUGUGUGGAUGUGGAUGCGCCAACGACGCCAGCUGGUGGUGCGCUGACAGAACCUGAUGCUGACGAGAACGCGCUCGACUUCCCAUUCAGCGAGUACAACUACGAAGAGACGUUCACAGGCGCGAUCACGGGCAACAGCAACCCGCGUCGCUUCUCAACUGCAUUUGAGACCAGCGCCACCAUUGUGAACAUGGAGGGCGAGUCGAUGCUGCAGUGCCUGCGGUACUGCGAUGCAGACCCGGAUUGUCUCGGCAUCUUCGCCAGCGUCGUCAACGGCAUGCUUCGGUGCCAGCUCAUGAGCGACCUUGGCUCCGGCACGGGCGUGUCCACACAGAUUGUGUCCAAGUCGCUGACCAAGGGCACCCAGCCGUCUGCUGUUGGGACGGCAACGCCUUCCAUUGCCAGCGCCAUCCAGACGGUUGUUGGCAACGGCGGCACGACGUGGGACUCGUCAGCAACCCUGCUCAACACGGGUCUCAACCAACCGGACUGCGUCACCUUUGACGGCGAGCACGAGAUGCUGGUGACGAUGGUGUCCGACCACCGCGUCAUCCGCGUGGACUUGCGCACGCGCACGUCAUCCCUGGUUGCCGGCACGGGCGAGAUGGGCGCGGACGGUGUUGGCGGCGCUGCCACGAGCGCACAGCUGAACCGCCCCCGCUGCGCCAUUGCCGAUGUGGAGGGCAACGUGUACAUCACGGAGGAAGGCAACCACCGCGUGUCUGUUGUCGAUGUGGUGAGCAAGAAGCUGUCGGUGUUUGCUGGCACCGGUGAUGGCGGGCACCGCGGGAUGGGCGGUGUGGCGACGGCUGCGCAGAUCCAUUCGCCACAGGCCAUGGCAUGGACAGAGGAAGGCAACCUGCUGUUCUCGGACGAGGAGAACCACGUCGUGUACAUGGUGAACCCGCACACCACCAUCAUCUCCGUUGUCGCCGGCACGCCGCGGGUGGCUGGCGAUGAGGGCGACGGGCAGCUGGCGAUUGGGGCGCGCCUCAACAUGCCUGCAGGCAUUGCCGUGUACGACCACAUGCUGUACAUUGCAGACAGCGGCAACCACCGCGUCCGCGCAGUGGAUCUGUACACGCAGGUCAUCACCACGGUGGCCGGCACCGGUGUUGCUGGGUUCAGCGGCGAUGGUGGCCUGCCCACGGACGCGCGUCUCGACACCCCGCGUGGCGUGGCCGUGCACUCGUCUGGCUCGCUUGCCAUUGCAGACAGCGGCAACCACCGCGUCCGCGAGUUCAACAUUGGCGUUGGCGCGGCCGGCAUCAUCACCACCACCGCUGGUAACGGCCAGCGCGGGUACAACGGUGACGGCAUGGUGGCCACAGACACGGCGCUCAACUUCCCGACGGGCAUCACCUUCUCCCCGCUCACCGACAACGUCCUCUUUGUCGACCGCCGCAACCGCCGCGUCCGCCAGAUCUGGGCUUGAUUGUGUGUGCAGCCGACAGUAAACACGCAGUUGGAAGGAUGUUGAUAUGUUGAUUGCUUUCACGCUCUGAACUCUUGAUCUGACCAUUCA
This is a messenger RNA of Salpingoeca rosetta, 4608 nucleotides long. RefSeq names its product NHL repeat protein. The transcript is spliced from 32 exons. The record is from RefSeq and is a predicted model, not a curated record. Bases 1 to 4518 code for a protein of 1505 amino acids. Gene Ontology annotation, molecular function: protein binding. Lineage: Eukaryota; Choanoflagellata; Craspedida; Salpingoecidae.